This is a messenger RNA of Odobenus rosmarus divergens (Pacific walrus), 945 nucleotides long. It is a transcript of the gene STAP1, whose product is annotated as signal transducing adaptor family member 1. Gene Ontology annotation, molecular function: signaling adaptor activity; protein kinase binding. The coding region runs from base 64 to 945 and encodes 293 amino acids. NCBI's taxonomy places the organism in Eukaryota, Metazoa, Chordata, Mammalia, Carnivora, Odobenidae. The transcript is spliced from 9 exons. The record is from RefSeq and is a predicted model, not a curated record. Gene Ontology annotation, biological process: positive regulation of B cell receptor signaling pathway; cell surface receptor protein tyrosine kinase signaling pathway.
AAAGGAGAUCUCAUUUUGUUUGAGCCUGGGUAUAGUUGAAAUCAAACCACACACCGAGAGGGUAUGAUGGCUGAGAAGCCCCCGAAACCAGCCCCUCGAAGGAUCUUCCAAGAAAGGUUAAAGAUUACUGCUCUACCUUUGUACUUUGAAGGGUUUUUGUUAGUCAAGAGGUCAGAAUACCAGGAGUAUAAACAUUAUUGGACAGAGUUGAGAGGAACUACACUUUUCUUUUAUUCUGACAAAAAAAGUCCAACAUAUGUCGACAAGUUAGACCUAAUAGACCUCACAUGCCUUACUGACCAGAAUUCAACUGAAAAGAAUUGUGCAAAAUUCACCCUUGUUUUGCCAAAAGAGGAAGUGCAACUGAAGACAGAGAACACAGAAAGUGGGGAAGAAUGGAGAGGCUUCAUUCUUACAGUAACAGAGCUGUCAGUUCCCCUACACAUGUCCCUCCUCCCUGGGCAAGUAAUUCGACUGCAUGAAGUCCUACAGAGAGAGAAAAAAAGGAGGAUUGAGAUAGAGCGGACCCCGAGCUCAGCUAUGGAAAAGGAGAAGGAACCGAUUGAAGAUUAUGCAGAUGCACUGAGUCCUAUGCCAGCAUGUUUUUAUAUCGUGUCCCGGAAAGAAGCAACUGAGAUGCUUGAGAAGAACCCUUCUUUGGGAAAUAUGAUCCUGAGACCUGGUAGUGACAGUAAAAGCUACUCCAUCACUAUCCGGCAGGAGAUAGAUAUGCCAAGAAUCAAGCAUUACAAAGUGAUGAGUGUAGGAAAAAACUACACUAUUGAACUGGAAAAACCUGUAACACUCCCAAACCUUUUCAGUGUCAUUGAUUAUUUCAUGAAGGAGACUCAAGGAAAUUUACGACCAUUUAUAUAUUCAACUGAUGAAACCCUUGAGACCAAACGAUUUCCUGUAACACCUCUAAAAUUUAAAAAAAAUGUUUAG